This is a messenger RNA of Botrytis byssoidea, 1607 nucleotides long. RefSeq lists its product as uncharacterized. Bases 1 to 879 code for a protein of 292 amino acids. NCBI's taxonomy places the organism in Eukaryota, Fungi, Ascomycota, Leotiomycetes, Helotiales, Sclerotiniaceae. The record is from RefSeq and is a predicted model, not a curated record. Gene Ontology annotation, cellular component: cytoplasm. The transcript has a single exon.
AUGACUAUAUCCGCACCCCAGCGACCUCCUCCUCUCCAAACAGGCUCAACGCCACCAGCCUCCACGCACAAAUCUCAAAUUCGUGAGAAGGUUUGGGAAGAAUUGCGCCAUGUCGCUAUCCCAGACUCAAGAUUCGACCACGACUACUCUUCAUUCAUAUGCGAUUUCGUGGGUUCCAAUGAUGCAGGUCGUCACUUAAUUAAUUUAGAUUGUUAUAUGUCUGCCGAGACAAUAUUCAUCGCUCCCGACAAUUGUUUGCAGGAACUACGAUGUCAGGCUCUGAAAGAUGGGAAAAUUGUCAUUUGUACAACAUAUGGGAUUAGAAGGGGGUUUUUCCUGUUAAAUCCUAAGGAAAUUCCGGAACGCAAGUGGGAGGUUGCGAGCUAUCUGGAUGGAAUGGAAAGAUAUGGGAGACACAUCACAUUGACUGCGAUACGAAGCGAAGGAUUAAGAAUACCAUUGAUGGUGACUGGAACCGGCGCCAUAAAUUACAAGGGUCUUCGAUUUGGAAAGGGUCAUGGAUUUUUCGACUUAGAAUGGGGAAUGUUAUAUUCGAUAGGGGCUGUGAAUAAGGAUACGAAAAUAAUAGCGUUGGUUCAUGAAUGUCAAGUACUGGAGGAAGAAUUCAAAGGCGAUCAGUGGGAUACGGGAUGCGAUUAUGUGAUUACGAAUAAAAGAGUCAUUACCGUUGCUGGAGCGGCAAAACCGGGUUAUGGCAUUAUAUGGGAUAAAUUGGAUAGAGGAAUGCUGGAGGAUAUCGAGUCGCUGAGAGAGUUGAAGAAUAUCAUCUCGCCGCCGGAGUUGAAAUCUCCGCAGGAGCAUAUGGAUUUCUCGGAAGAGGCGAGGUUGUAUAUGGAUUACGCAAGUUUUGACUUUUAAAGCGCGGAAUGGGAUAAGAAUACAUAUUGGGCAAUUUAAGGUCAACGGUUGGCAAUUUGUUUAUGCCAGAUUUGGUUCAAUACAUUGCUUAAAUGGCUACAGCACUUCUACAUAAUGUUCUCAACGUGAAUGACGACAGCAAGCGAUUGCUUAUGGCAGUCCAAAAUCUUCAAAUCGUGAAAGCAAAGCUAUUCAUAUAUUGUCCAAGGGUAUCCAAUAGUCCAAAAUAGCAAUCGAAUGCAGAAAUCAAAACCUUCUAAUCAUCAUAGUGACGUCCAGCCUAUGAAAACUGCUACAUUUCCUUAACCAUCACAAAACAUAACCAUCAUAUUCCUCCUCAGAUCCCAAUUUCUACCAUGACAAAAGCCAUACAAAUGCGCAUUCCCCCAAAGCGCGAAUGCCCGGCCCAGCGCCGCAUUUCCUCUCCUCUCAUCGGUUUCAAAAAGGAGACUGACCUACCACUCGAAAAAUAUAAAUACAUUUCUUCUCUACGCCAUCCGGUGCUAAAUCUAGGUAACACUCCUUCGUAACCAGUGACAUAUGCGGCAUCUGAACCCCCGUCGCCGCACUCAUAAUACUCUCAUUCGCUUUUCAGCAUGACCUGGACUCCUCUUCCUCAUUGAAGCCCUUUAAGGAUCUAGAAUUGAGGAACGAGGUUUGAAUAGAUGUGGCGCAACUUCAUAUACCAUGCCUAGGUAGAUAAAACAUCUUCAGCUUCCGCGGCUUAU